UGAUGCCUUUACUUUCAGUUUCCUUUCUGCUGCAGCCUGUGAUGCUCUCAGCAGUGUGUGUGUGGUGGAUUCCCAGAGAGAGCAGCAGAGGAGCAGAGGCAGGGAAGCAGAGGGGAGUCUGAAGCAGCUGAGACCGUUCUUGCACCUGUGGGAUGGGGGCCAGAUUCUUCUUGCAGAUUCUUCUAGGUUGGCAAGUUGCCAUGAUUGGAUCCCAAAUGAUGGCUCCCAUUUGUCUGGUGGAAAACCAGAAGGAUCGGCUGUAUGUGAACCAGAAAGCCAUAGAGAUUCUGAACAAGACCUCACAGCCAGUAGUAGUUGUGGCUAUUGUUGGAUUAUACCGUACAGGGAAGUCCUACCUGAUGAACCGUCUGUUAGGACAGAAUCAUGGCUUCCCUCUGGGCUUCACUGUGCAGUCUGAAACCAAGGGCAUCUGGAUGUGGUGUGUGCCCCAUCCCACCAAGCCAAAGCACACCCUGGUUCUUCUGGACACCGAGGGCUUGGGUGACGUGGAAAAGGUUGAUCCUAUGAAUGACUCGUGGAUCUUUGCCCUGGCUGUGCUUCUGAGCAGCACCUUUGUCUACAACAGCAUGGGCACGAUCAACCACCAGGCCCUGGAGCAGCUGCAUUACGUCACAGAACUCACUGAGCUGAUCAAGACAAAGUCUUCCCCAAGUACUGAUGGAAUAAAGAAUUCCACAGAGUUUGUGAGUUUCUUCCCAGACUUUGUCUGGACUGUUCGGGAUUUUACCCUGGAGCUGAAGUUAGAUGGAAAGAACAUCACAGAGGACGAGUACCUGGAGAACGCACUGAAGCUGAUCCCAGGCAAUAGUACCAGAAUCCAAGCAUCCAAUCUGCCCAGGGAGUGCAUCAGACGUUUCUUCCCUAAACGGAAGUGUUUUGUCUUUGAUCGGCCAACAAAUGACAAAGAACUGUUAUGCAAGAUUGAGACUAUCUCAGAAGACCAACUGGAUCCUAAGUUCCAGGAACAAAUGAGGGCUUUUGUUUCUUACAUCUUCACCGAGGCAAAGAUCAAGACACUCAGAGAGGGAAUUAAGGUCACUGGGAGUCGACUGGGGACUCUGGUGACGACCUACGUGGAUGCCAUCAACAGUGGAGCUGUGCCCUGUCUGGACGAUGCGGUGACAACUCUGGCCCAGCGUGAGAACUCAGCAGCUGUGCAGAAGGCAGCUGAGCACUACAGUGAGCAGAUGGGCCAGCGACUGAGGCUCCCUACAGACACGCUCCAGGAGCUGCUGGGUGUGCACACAGCCUGUGAGAAGGAAGCCAUUGCUGUCUUCAUGGAGCACUCCUUCAAGGACGAAAACCAGCAAUUCCAGAAGAAGCUGUUGGAAUUAAUAGAUGAGAAGAAAAGGAUGUUCAUAUCGAAGAAUGAAGAAGCAUCAGAUCAAUACUGCCAGGAAGAACUCAAUCGGCUUUCAAAGACUUUUAUAGAAAACAUUCCAACAUUUUUUGUUCCUGGAGGACACAGGCUCUACAUGAAAAUGAGGAAGAAGAUUGAGGAUAACUAUUGGCAGGUGCCCCGAAAAGGGGAGAAGGCAAGUGAAGUCUUCCAGAGAUUUCUGAAGUCACAGGCCACCAUCGAGAGUUCCAUCCUGCAGGCAGAUACAGCCCUCACUGCUGGGGAGAAGGCCAUUGAAGAGGAGCGGGCCCAGAAGGAGGCAGCAGAGAAGGAACAGGAGCUGCUAAGACAGCAGAAGGAGGAGCAGCGGCAACUAAUGGAGGCUCAAGAGAGAAGUCACAAGGAAAACCUCGAACAACUGAGAACGAAGCUGGUGCAGGAGAGAAAGCAGCUCAUUAGAGACCAGGAAAAGAUGCUGGAGAAGCAGCUGCAGGAUCAAAAGGCUUUGCUUGAAGAAGGAUUUAAGAAGAAAUCUGAGGAAAUGAGUGGAGAAAUAGAGCAAUUGAGAUCUAACCUCAAAGAUAUGAAGGAAAACAGUGGUUCCAUUUUAGAGACUAUUCUAAAAGAAUUUGCUAAAGCAAUCUGUGGUCCCUUUUUCUUCAUCAUGGACAUUAUAAAUGACCUUACGUCAUCAUUUAAAUAGGAUUUAUUUAAAUCUUUUUUAAAAAAGUCUUCUUUGGAUGAAAUGAUGAUCCUUAAAUAUAUACUUUGUCUUUCUUUGAA
This is a messenger RNA of Alexandromys fortis (reed vole), 2143 nucleotides long. RefSeq names its product guanylate-binding protein 6-like. The record is from RefSeq and is a predicted model, not a curated record. The coding region runs from base 153 to 2063 and encodes 636 amino acids. Gene Ontology annotation, molecular function: GTP binding; GTPase activity. The transcript has 11 exons. NCBI's taxonomy places the organism in Eukaryota, Metazoa, Chordata, Mammalia, Rodentia, Cricetidae.